This is a messenger RNA of Salarias fasciatus (jewelled blenny), 2974 nucleotides long. Its product is annotated as alpha-2-macroglobulin receptor-associated protein-like. Gene Ontology annotation, biological process: negative regulation of very-low-density lipoprotein particle clearance; negative regulation of receptor internalization. Bases 106 to 1149 code for a protein of 347 amino acids. The transcript is spliced from 8 exons. NCBI's taxonomy places the organism in Eukaryota, Metazoa, Chordata, Actinopteri, Blenniiformes, Blenniidae. Gene Ontology annotation, molecular function: heparin binding; receptor antagonist activity; very-low-density lipoprotein particle receptor binding. Gene Ontology annotation, cellular component: endomembrane system; plasma membrane; endoplasmic reticulum. The record is from RefSeq and is a predicted model, not a curated record.
UUGCGGGCAGAGCAGUGCGCCUCAACUAUCCACCGGUUUAGCUAAUAUUUGUGAAGCUAACGUGUGUUUUUCCGGCUCUUUUUCGGUUUUUAGGGGUUUAUAAAGAUGAGAUUAGAGUGUGUUUUCGCGGCUCUCUGCCUCGGAGUGGGAGUCAUGGCUGGAAAAUACUCUCGGGAGGUGAACGAGGCCAAACCGAGCGGCAGUGAUGGGCAGCCGGUGGAGUUCAGGAUAGCUAAACUGAACCAGGUGUGGGAGAAAGCCAAGAGGAUGCAGUUGUCCCCGGUGCGGCAGGCGGAGCUGCACAGCGACCUGAAGAUCCAGGAGAAAGAUGAGCUGCAGUGGAAGAAAAUGAAGGUAGAAGGCCUGGAUGAGAAUGGAGAGAAAGAGGCACAACUCAGGCGCAACUUCAACGUGAUCCUGGCAAAGUACGGGAUGGACGGAAAGAGAGACACGAGGCCACGGGAGAGCAACUCGCUGAAAGACCACGACAUCAAAGAGGGAGACGUGUUCGACGACCCCAGACUGGACAAACUCUGGAACAAGGCCAAGAACUCCGGAAAGUUCUCCACCGAGGAGCUGCUGAAUCUGAAGAGGGAGUUCCAGCACCACAAGGACAAGAUCCACGAGUACAACAUCCUCAUGGACACCGUGAGCAGGACGGAGGAAAUCCACAAGAACGUGAUCUCCGACCUGGAGGGAGACGCCAAGGAGCACCUGCUGCAGCAGAAGCACACGGAGCUGAAGGACAAGAUGAGAGGCCUGAACCAGGGCUUCGAGCGCCUGCGGAAGAUCAGCCACGAGGGCUUCACCGACGACAGCGAGUUCCGAGAGCCCCGCGUGAUCGAGCUGUGGGAGGCCGCCAAGCGAUCCAACCUGAGCCGAGACGAGCUGGACUCUCUGAAGGAGGAGCUGUGUCACUUCGAGACCAAAGUGGAGAAGCACAGCCACUACCAGGAGCAGCUGGAGCUGUCCCACCAGAAGCUGCAGCACGUGGAGAGUCUGGGCGACAAGGAGCACAUCCGGAGGACGCAGGAGAAGUACGACAACCUGGCCGAGAAGACCAGGGACAUGGGGUACAAGAUGAAGAAACACAUGCAGGAUUUGGCCAACAAGAUUUCUCGCCAGGGUCUCCAACACAACGAGCUCUGAGAGGGGAAGGUUCAGCGAGCUCACACACACACACACACCCCUUCAUUCCCUUUUAGCUCCUGUAAAGAAAUCCGUGUUUUUUACUGUUUUUUAGGUACAAAUUGAAUGAAUGAAAUUCAUGUUGAUUGUAAAUACUAUGCAGAUGACAUUUUGUUGUGAAUCAGCUGUUGUGGUUGAAAGAAAUGGAUCAGUUUAGUGUGAAACUCUAUAGUGACAAAAUAAAACUAUAGAUUACAAUGUUGUAUUGCUUCUUUUCUUUGUCAAAAUUAGUGGAAUUGACUGUUUAAAAUUUGGCCUUCCAUUAAGUUCCUCUUGUUUGAAAAUUUUAAGAACUUUCUUUUUUUUACCGAUUUCCAAUAGAAAACUGUCUUAUUCCCGAACUCGUUUGUCUGAUCAAUACUCCGAGAGCGGGGAAGAGAAGCUCAGAAACAUUAAACCAGCAAUCUUUAUUUCGAUACAAGUGCCAACGAUACAAACUGACGUUUAAAAAAUAUAGUUUCAUAUAAUUCUGACCGUCUCAGCAUAAAUAAGUUAAUAUUUACAUAUAUCGUAGAGGAAGAACGUUUCCGUGGGGAAAUGACUUCUCCUCCUCUUCCUGAUGGAAAACUGAAGCUAUAAAAAAAAAAAAAUACACUCACAUCAAAUGUUGGCCGAUUUGUCCCGAUGAGAUCUAAAGAGGAGGCGAGAGAUUGGAGCAGGCGGCGCUCAUCACUUCCUGUCCGCUCGCACAGCCUCUCAUUAAAGAGAUGGAUGUCGUUACGGGCCGGCUCGGGAACAGGCGCGUCUGAAAUAACGUCGCCUUCAGUCAAGAUUUGACUCUCAGACGCUUCUUACUGACGAAGCUUCGCACUUCACGCCUGAUUGGAGUGGAAGCAGGUUGUGAAAGAAUCAUUUCAAACGGAGCGCACGAAAAUACAGGUGCAGCCCGAAAAAUGACACGGAACUCAAUGGAGGUGAACUGAUUUACACAGAAAUGAGUUCUAAAUAUUAGAAGCAUCUCAUUUUACAAACUCUUAACACUUAGAUACUGAAUUUUUCAGUCUUGUGAGCUAAAUUCAUGAUCUAAAAUGGAUUUUCGUAGUUUGAAUUAAACUAUUUUUGCAUUGAGAUGCACCUUUUAUGCCCAGUCGGAAUAAAGUAAAUCAGAAAUUCCCAACUUGUAAUCUAAACAAAUGAUUAAAAAAAAACAAAAAAACAGCCCAAGCUGUUGUUUAUCCGUCUCCCAUCUGCAGCAGUGAGCUCUGUGCUUCUUCCUCCGUCUCUUAAUUAAGGCCGUUUACACUCCAAGCAGUCGUCUUGAGAAAAAAGUAAAAAAGAAAACACACAUUUUCCACAAACCUUAACAGAUGUAAGUGCUAUGAAGCCAAGUAAAGUAACAUAUCAGGGCUUAAAAUGAGCAAUAUAAACACAAUAAUGUGAGAAAAACACUUAAACAAGACAAGAUGGCAGCUGCAUAAGAGACCUCCCAGACGUUUUUCUUUCUUUUUUCAAGUGGAAUGGACUGUUUGUGGGAAUUCACAGACACUGGCACCACUGUUUAAGUUCCACGAUGGACUGUGGCUCCGUUUAAGCUGCUGUGUGAACGAGGCCUUGGUGUGAGAUGGGUUUUUUUAAGUAGCUUAUUGAAGAUGGAGAGAAUGAAAACUGUUACGAAGUGGCGUCACGUCGGGCGUCGCAGAGUCGCUCCCUCUCCCCUGAGCAAGCUCCGCCCCCACCGCCACCGCCGCAGGACUGUCGUGGUGGGCGAACCCGGUGGAGCCCUCUUCAGCCGGUGCUGGGAAACAAGGGAAAGGUCGUUUAUAUAUGUGUAUUUUUCCAUCAGUAG